Messenger RNA from Rotaria sp. Silwood2, 612 nucleotides. The record is from the annotation of a GenBank genome assembly. Lineage: Eukaryota; Metazoa; Rotifera; Eurotatoria; Philodinida; Philodinidae.
AUGUGUUUGGCAACAAUCGAUCAAUAUCUAGCAACAUCAUUUUAUCGUCGAUGGCAACAAUGGAAUAAUAUUAAAUUAGCUUAUUGUCUUUGCACAGCGUCAUUUAUCUUUGCAAUUCUUCACGGAGUUCCAUCAAUUAUUUAUUAUAAUUAUACUGAUUCAUCUAUUGCAGACACACUUGUUUGUAGAGGUGCAUUACCAAUUUUUAUUACUGUCUUAUUCGAAUCAUUAGCAUAUAGAAAUGUUAAACAAUUAGCUUAUCGAACAGUUCCACUUGUUCACCGUGAAUUAGACAAACAAUUAACAAGUAUGGUUCUUGUACAAAUUGUUUACAUUUUUAUUGCUAUUGUGUCAUAUACUGUUGUGAUAAUAAUCACAACUAACUUAGAUUUAAAAGACAAACCAAUACUUGCUGCUGAGUUACAGCUAACAGAAUAUUUGGGUGCAAUUAUUUAUUAUUCAUAUUUUGCAGCUCCAUUUUAUAUGUAUGUUUGUGUAUCAAAACGAUUUCGUCAACAAUUAAUUUAUGUAUUCUUUCGUAUUUAUACUAAUUGUUGUCGAAAGCCAGCAAUAAUUAAUAAUCAAAUAGCACCAGCAACUGACAUGAAUUGA